GCCCAUCGCUUCGCCCCUCCCCCUGUGUACGCUAGGUAGUAGCCGCCGCCGCCGUCGUUGUCGCCCGGGGAGACUUUUCUCGGUCCAGGGACUGCAACAUGGCCGAGGCCCAGGUGACGUUCGACGACGCGGCCGUGUACUUCUCCGAGGAGCAAUGGAGGAACCUGGAAGACAUCCAGAAGAAGGUGUACAAGGAGCUGAUGAUCGAAAUCUACGAAACCAUGAUCUCCCUGGGAUACCGUAUACCGAAGCCAGAAAUCGUGUGCCGGAUAGAGCGAGGGGAAGAGCCCUGUUCCGAUUACUGCAAGAAAGCAAAGCUUCUGGAGUCACAGCCCCAGGGUCUGCCUGCCGGCAGCAAAGAUUGUGAACCUGCGAUAAAGACGGAGCCGGUGUCUCCCGGCACCUGCCGCCCUCCCUGCCCGGUCGAGAUCUCUUCCACCCAGGAGAGGAACGGCGGCCUUCCGUGCCAAGCGUGUGGCACCAACUGCAACAACCAAUGCGGGCCGAGCCACCCGUGGAACGCGCAGGGGAUGUACCUCGGAUCUCCCGUGGAUGGAAGCCAGGGAGCUCCCUGCUUUAACGGCAGCGCGUCCUCGCCUGGCUUCGCUAACCGACCGGAGGGAGCAACGCAGCCGACGUCCCCGUUAUCUCCUCAUUAUACCGGUUACCGGACUCCCGGGGAACCCAGCUCUCCAUAUGCCCUGAACGAAAGGCUGGGGAGACCAAUGUUUGGCAGCUACGAGACCAACCAUCAGUCGCCUCUGGGCACAGCUGGAAACCCCAUCGGAAGUCCAGAGCAAGAAAACCGUACCAUGAUGGAGCAGUACAUGCGCGAGAGCUCACAGGCCAUGCACCCCCAGGAUCGCAGGAACUCGGGACCCCCGUGCCCCAGCUGCGGAGCGUUUUGCAACAACCAGUGUGGGCUGAGCUUUCAGUGGGAACAGAAGAGGCCGGUUAACGCGGCUCCUUACGGUGCGGAUGGAAACAGAUACACGUCUCCUCCGAACCCUUCUCUCGCUGCAGCUUCCUCUCACUUUCCUAACGGGAGGCCUGGGGCGAGACACGGGACUCCUCCGGGGAACGCCCAGGGAAACAUGGCGAUGAUACAGCUGUCCUCGCACUACGCCGGCUACCGGAGGCCCAACAAUCCAACGUCUCCCAACGUUCUGCCGCCACGGACCGAGAACGCCUCGGUUUCUCUGUGCUCCACGGGAGGUCAUGCCGGGGUCGCAUACACCUGGGUGCAGAGCCAAGGGAAUAGGUGCGGCGUGUACCCCAACAGCGGGAAUCAGCGAAGGUCCCAGGCCUCGUUAUCAGCCACCGAGACUGUAUCUGUAUUCAACGGCAACGCCGGUGCCGGGGCAGCCAACGAGCAGAGGGCACGGCAGCCACCUCCAGCGGUGAGCAGCAGCAUUGGGAACCGAAACAAGGGAGGGAUGAACCAGAACCCUGCAGGAAAACAAACUAUCUGGCGUUUCUUAAGACAGUGUGCAGGGCAGUCCUCGGCCAACAAUAGCAAACCGCUACCGCCGGGGUCAGGUGGAGCCACCAGUCCGUCCACAACACUUUAUCAAAAUAAUAGUAGUGUUACCAAGAGUGCAAAACAGUCGCCUUCCCCCAACACCGGCCAGGAAUCCGGGCGCGCGGGAGCAACAGCCAGCCAAAGCGAUGGUGGCCGAGGGAAACGCGCUGGCCCGCCGCUGGCUUCUGACUGUGCUCCUCCUACCAAAAGGGCCAGCCCCCCUAUAAUUAUCAUCGACGGCCAAGAAGAAAACGGCGCAUCGCCCCCGGUUAAUGCAGGUAAUGGCCACCGCUUUACCCCUCCUGCUGCGAAGCCCGCAAAUCCAGCUCCGGGUCUGAGUAGCGGGAGCCAAGAUGUCAGAAACACCGCGCUGCCUGAAAACAAAGAUGGGAAUGGAACCAAACGGCCUUGGAUCACCAUUAGCAGUAUUAGGAGCGCUGGGGUGUUCGGUCCCCCUUCAUUCAAGUCUAGAACCAGGGAAACCGGAGGUUCCACGUCCCCAAUAAUUAUCAUUGAUGACGGAGAAAAUAAGGAAAGCAGCCCUCCGAGAUCUGCAGCCAGCGCUCCUAGUAACGAGUCAAAGAGUUCUUCGGCCGAGGCUUCCCCUGCUGCAAACGUCAAACCCAGCGUAGAUCCUCCAACCCAGACUCCCGUUACUAAAAUCCAGGCGCAGAACGCGCCCCAAGGUAAUCCUGUCUUGGUCAAUAACAUACAAAUGCAGCAACCUUCCAACAUCAUUGUGACCGGGAAUCCAGGCCUGGGGAAUUCGGCCGUCCCGGUCUCGGUAAAUGGAAAUCAGAGCAUUAUGUUGACUUUUCCCGUCACUGUAAGCAGCUCCGGCAUCAUGCUGGCUACACCCAUGAAAAUUUCUGAAAACCAAGUUGCCGGAAUGAAGCCCGUUAAUAGGGUGACCAUUGGCAAGAACCCUCGACCUGUACAAACCAAUACGGCCCCCCGGACCACCGCAGCAGGGACCAGGAGCUCCACCUAUGCUCCUGUGACACUAAUUGGUCAAACAAACAUGUCUAUGGCUCCCAGCCAAGCCAAAGCGGCGCCUGUGACUCUGAUUGGUCAAACAAAUAUGUCGUUGCCUUCUGGCCAAGCCAAACCCGUUACCAUAGGCGUUAAUCAGAAGACUACUAACCUAGUCAGAAAUCCGAACGUGAGCAAUGCAAGCGUCCAGAAAGUCAACAACACGACCCUAAAAGCUGUCCCCGUCAAGAUGAAUGCAAACCAAGGUGUGGGGCAGGCCAUCCCUGUCUUUAUGGGUCCAAAUUCAGGCAUUAUUCUUACUGGACCAACCGUUGCUAACAAGGAUUCUUCUGGGAACCCUACAGUUGUCAGGGUUAAUGGGAACGUCGUCACGGGAAACGUCACUCUUGGUGGGAAGUUGGCUUUUGGCAAACUUACUCCAGUUACACCCAUUUUCACUGUGAACAAUGCGUUGGGUAUCAGAAAUGGUGUUCCUGUCACGCUUACAAGCAAUCCCACCACUGUCAAUAACAAUGGAACUCUAAGUAUCAAUAACCAUCAGAUCCUCACCUUAAAUGGGGGGGUGAGUGUCGGGAGGGCAGGAACCGCUGGGAAUACGGGUUCUGUUAACACAACAGCUGGUCAAGCUGGUGGUAUGGUGCUAAGAAAACUUGAUGAGCCAAGCGCUCCACCGAAUGUCCAACGGACGGUGACCAACACGGAACCGCCUCGCGCCGUCACGGGUAGACCUUUUAAAUGUGAUCAGUGUGAAGUGACAUUUAGCACCGUCGAACGCUUAAACUCCCACCAGAAAAUCCACAGACAGCCAAAUCACCCAACUGAAGGACCUUCCAAAGAGACUUCUGAGAACGAGGCCUUAGGAAAACCCAACGGGGACUCUCCAACUAUCCUGUAUACCACCCAGGGAGACGAUGGGAGCACGGUGUACGUGGUUACCGUAUAGACCGGCUGUCAACGAAUGGGAAGAGUAUUGAGACUGCAAAGUAUUAAUGUGACCCACGGCUGGAAAUGUGCUUUUUUUGUUUUUUUUUGUAUUCUACUGCCUGUUUCUUGAGCGUUCGGCACACAAGUGAGAUCGGUGUAGAAUGUUCAAGGAACAAUAAAAAGAAAUACAUUGUUACACGCGCUGUUCGUUUCCGCUUGUCCGAUGACAGGUAGGAAAUCGCAGGAGAUUGUGUACGAUACCCGUAUAGCGUAUAACCUUUCCCCCUUCCGAUGAGCUCAUUUUUCUUCGAAAGAUAACAUUCCAAUAAAUCUCUGCUCCCUGGAAAGGUCCUUCCACACAACCUCGGGCGGCGCAUAUAUAUUUAAGGUGCUUCUUUUUAAAACCGUGUGCACAAACUUUCUUACUUUAGUAAAUAAACGAUUCAUUUGUAAA
Spea bombifrons (plains spadefoot toad) is the source of this 3893-nucleotide messenger RNA. Its product is annotated as nascent polypeptide-associated complex subunit alpha, muscle-specific form-like. Gene Ontology annotation, biological process: regulation of DNA-templated transcription. The record is from RefSeq and is a predicted model, not a curated record. Bases 99 to 3458 code for a protein of 1119 amino acids. NCBI's taxonomy places the organism in Eukaryota, Metazoa, Chordata, Amphibia, Anura, Pelobatidae. The transcript is spliced from 5 exons.